AUGAAAGAGCCCAUUAUACAGGAAGAGAUGCUGAUGACUGCCCACAAACUGUUCCAAGAGCACUUCCCUGAGAUCCUCAAGAUGGGCUCUGAGCAUGUGGAGCUGGUCUUUGGCCUUAAGGUGAAGGAACUCACACCAGGUGGCAGUUCCUACACCCUUCUCAACCUAUUAGACAUCACCAGUGAUAAGAGCCUGAGUAAUAAACUCCUGACAACUGGGACCCAGGAUAAGGGCUGUGAACCUCAGCACCACCGCAGGAGGACUGGGGGACUAAGUCCUGAGAAUAUGGGUGAUGCCCCAGGAGGACGAAAAUGUUCCCAAGUUCUUACAGAAAACAAUGGGGCCAAUCAGAAUAUCUAUUACCUCCAGGGAACUGUCCUACAGAACUGGAAGCGCCACAGCCAUCACAUGCAGGUGGAUCCCAAGGCUCAUAGCAUGGGGUGUCCAAAACACAUGCUAUUCUGCCCAGACACCUGCCUGUUGUCUCAGACCACAGUCAUCAUGCCACAGAGUAAAAAAAAUAAGCCACUUACUCCUAAGAAAGCUUCCCAUGUCCAAAGGGAGGCCCCGAGACUCCAGGAAGCUCAGGCUUCCAAGAAGAAAAUACUGCCCUCAUCUUCUCCUCCUUUGGGGAUUAUCAGCCACACGAAGUCCACUUAUCAGUCACGAUGUCCUCCCAAGAGAUCUCAGAGAGCAGUUUCCACCACUAUGUCCUCAGAUAUUUCAACCCCAAGAUCAGAUAAAGGAGCCACCUGCAAAAGUAAGAAAAAGCAACAUUCCUCCCAGCCUCCAAAGUCCAUCAUACAAAUUCCCAGAGAUGUUCUAACCAAGAUGGCUAGCAGAUUGGUUAAUUUCAUCAUACGCAAGUACAAAAUGAAAAGGCUCAUUAGCAAAGAAGGUAUGUUGAAGAUCAUCUAUAAAAAGUACAAGAAUCACUUCCUGGAGAUCCUCAGAAAAGCUUCUUUCAACAUAGAGGUGGUAUUUGGCAUGGACUUAAAAGAAACCGAUGCUAUCAGUCACUCUUAUACCCUUGUCGACAAAAUGAAUCUCCCCUACAAUGGGAAGCUGAGUCGCGGCAGGGGAUUUCCUAAGACUGGUCUCCUGAUGAACCUUCUGGGAGUGAUCUUCAUGAAGGGCAACUCGGUCACUGAGGAGAAGAUCUGGGAAUUUCUGAAUAAGAUGAGAAUAUAUGAUGGACAGAGACACUUCCUUUUCGGGGAGCCCAGGAAGCUCAUCACAGGUGAUCUAGUGAAGCUGAGAUAUCUGGAGUACCGCCAGGUACCGGACAGUGAUCCUCCUCUGUAUGAGUUCCUGUGGGGCCCAAGAGCCUAUGCUGAGACCAGCAAGAUGAAAGUCCUGGAGUUUUGGGCCAAGAUCAAUGAUACUACACCUACUGCCUUCCAGGGCAGGUAUGAAGAGGCUUUGAGAGAUGAAGAAGAGAGAGCUAAAAAGACAUAA
This is a messenger RNA of Heterocephalus glaber (naked mole-rat), 1458 nucleotides long. RefSeq names its product melanoma-associated antigen B3. The record is from RefSeq and is a predicted model, not a curated record. Gene Ontology annotation, cellular component: nucleus. Lineage: Eukaryota; Metazoa; Chordata; Mammalia; Rodentia; Bathyergidae. Gene Ontology annotation, biological process: negative regulation of transcription by RNA polymerase II.